Molecule: messenger RNA, 849 nt
Organism: Bombyx mori (domestic silkworm)
Lineage: Eukaryota; Metazoa; Arthropoda; Insecta; Lepidoptera; Bombycidae
Gene: CPR4
Product: cuticular protein RR-1 motif 4
Exons: 4
Coding region: 407-724 (105 amino acids)
Cellular component (GO): chitin-based extracellular matrix
Molecular function (GO): structural constituent of chitin-based larval cuticle
Source: RefSeq, a predicted model, not a curated record
AGUUAAGUUAUUGGUUUGACAUAAUUCUGUGAACGUUUUUAAAUGUAGUGCCAUAUUUGAUGCCCACGGUCACGCCUACGCGACGGCCUUGUGUUGCAAAUUGGACAAUAAGAAUUUUACUAGUGAAUACUUAGUAAUAACCACAAUCGAAGUCUCAAGCGCCCUUUUCAACUUGAAGUGUAAAGCCAAAACGAGUACCACCAUACUGCCUAUCCCGAGAAAUUAACGCGCGAAUCCAACUCAGGCUCAGUGGACAUCUUUGAAGUUCAAAUGUCAAAAUGCACGUCCUCGUCUGCGGCGAUGGCCCGACCGAGUAUAAAAACCGCUGCGCGCAUCUUCGUAGCAUCAGUCAAUCGUUCACUGUCCUCAAACAACAGUCUUAGGACAAAACAAACAAUCAAUCAAAAUGAAAUCGUUCUUCGUUGUCGCUCUCUUCGUCGCCGUAGCUGUCGCUGCCCCAGUCGGCCCUGAUGCCGACGCUGUCGUCAUCAGACAAGACAACGACAACAUUGGUGUCGAAGGAUACAACACCGGCUAUGAAACCUCCAACGGAAUCAAGGCUCAGGAAACCGGUCAACUGAAGAACAUUGGCACUGAAAACGAAGCUCUUGAGGUCCGCGGAGAAUUUGCGUACAUCGGCCCUGACGGUGUUACUUACGCUGUGACCUACGUCGCUAACGAGGGUGGAUUCCAGCCUUCGGCACCUCACAUUCCCAAGGCUUAAGUCAACCGAACAGGCCCCAGCAUCUAGUCCAAAAAUACUCAUUCAUUUGAAAAGUUUUCGUUUGUUAUUAGAAUCCAAGCGAUCUGUGAUACGAUCCUGAUGAUAUAAUACAUACGUUUAAGUAA